AUGAGCGAGACUGGAGAAAAUGUCCAAGGUCGGCCAAUACGGAAUGUCACCUUGCGAGUAUCGCAAAUAUUCUCGGCCUGUACUUUCUGUAAAGCUCGGAAGAUCAAGUGCAACGGCGCAACUCCAGCAUGUGGUGGCUGCGUCAAGUUUGGCCGCCAGGCAACAUGUUCUCUUUCGACGGAAUCGCCAAACCGUGGACGAGACUACCCAACCUAUCUUCGACAGAAGAUUGAAGCCGCCCAACAGCGGCUGAGUCAGCUUAAUGCUAGACAGAACAAUCUUACUUCGCCGUCAGAUACCGAGCGGUCCAACAGGAAUGAAUCUGCAGAGACCCAUCAACGAUCUAUCAUCGAUUCACUCAUCGCAGAUAUCGGAGCACUUCCCAUAAUAGCAUGUUCAUAUCCCUCAGCCGCUGAAGGGCCGACACUAUCUUCACUUGUGCUGGCAACUGCAAGCACCAACCAACUCUCAUCCGCCCUGCGAUUAACCCAAGCCAAUGAUGUUUCACCAUGUUUACCCAAAGAGUCAACGGCCUUGAGUCUGGCAAAACAUUAUUUUGAUCAGGUUUACCCACGAAUACCUUUCUUUUCUAUCCAAGGCUUCUGGGUGCAGUUCGAGCAUGUCUUCUCCGGCGUCGAUCCUCCUCGUGAACGCGGACAGGAUGGCCCACCACAAGACCCAGCCAGUGUUCUAACGCCGAGUCAAGAUGAUCUUGAUCGCUCGUCGAUAAGUCAUGGCUACAGCUACUUCACUGUUCUGUUAGUUCUGGCUAUAUCUGCUUCGAGUCUAUCACGAAGUGCUGAUAGUGUCAUAUCAACGCAAGCACAAAGACUAUUUCGUACAGCAUUGACGUUCCGCGAAUCGGCAAUCUUACCAAACACUAUCAUAGGUGUUCAGUCGAUAUUAUUCUUGAUUCAAUUCGCUACUCUCAACCCUUCGUUACUCGACGCAUGGUAUCUUAUCGGUGUCGGUAUGCGCAUGUGCGUUGACCUUGGACUCCAUCAAGAUCCACAGCCUCUUGACUCUGUCGCCACAAGUCUCUUGGAAACACGACGCCGUCUUUGGUGGAGUAUGUACUCUUUUGAUCGGUCCAUGAGUUUGGGAUGCGGCCGGCCUACUGAGAUAUCAGACUCCGCUAUUAACGUGUCCCUGCCCACGUUCAGAAUCGAGACAGCAGCAACAGCUGUUGAGGUACACGGCUAUCUGCAGCGAUAUCGUGCACUGCAGAUACAAUCCGAGAUAUACAAUCGCUUGAAUAAGUCUCCAAGCUCCGGAGCAGGCGAUGCGCGAUUAAUUCUUGAACAAAUCAGCAAGAAGUUGGGCGACUGGAAAGACUCGAGCUCUCAACUACCGAACAAGACCCUUAUCGAAAGUGAAUGGUUGAUGGGUCGCAUGCUUCUUCUUAGACCCUGCAGGCUGUUACCUCAACGGACGCAUGAUGAACUUGGUGAACUAUGGCAAGCAGCUGUUGGGUUCAUCGCGAUAUAUCGCCGAUUGGUCGAGUCUAACUCGAUAUUCUACGUGCAGAUUGCCUGCGAGAAGAUUUACUGGACUGGCCUUAUGGCUUUCUACAGCUACUGGCACCUAAGAAACAGCACGGCUAGAGAUACUAAUGCCAUGCGGCGUCUGGAUGUUUGGAUGGUCGUCAAGGAUGUCAUGUUCAUCCUUCGAGCGUUAAGUGAGCGAUGGGACCAGGGCAAACUUCUAUGUGGACGAUUCGAUGACGUGAGCACUCGUGUCCUGGAGGUGUCUGAAAACGAUAUGGGAGAUGGCAUAGCGGUCGUAUUGCCAGUUGAAUUACAGAAUUUAGAGCAGUAUACGAGCUUGACUGUCGUUUGGGCGUCGGGUGACAAAGUGGAUCAGAGGAGUGAACAUGCGCUGGACACAAACGAGCUGCGGCAUUUAGUUUCUGAGAUGUUAUAA
This is a messenger RNA of Fusarium fujikuroi IMI 58289, 1923 nucleotides long. Its product is annotated as related to GAL4-like transcriptional activator. The transcript is spliced from 2 exons. NCBI's taxonomy places the organism in Eukaryota, Fungi, Ascomycota, Sordariomycetes, Hypocreales, Nectriaceae. The record is from RefSeq and is a predicted model, not a curated record. Gene Ontology annotation, biological process: positive regulation of transcription by RNA polymerase II; DNA-templated transcription. The coding region runs from base 1 to 1923 and encodes 640 amino acids. Gene Ontology annotation, molecular function: sequence-specific DNA binding; DNA-binding transcription factor activity, RNA polymerase II-specific; zinc ion binding.